ACAAAAUUAGCAAUUUUUUUGCUUUAAAGUAAUUGUUAAAAACAAAAAACAAGACGCUUCGAUGGAACGAUGGAAGUUAGCUUGAUACUUUGAUCUGUUCUGCAACUGCAUGAUGGUUACUCUGCUUGGUUCAUUGGAGAGUUCGAAAGAAGAUCCAGCUUCAAGUUUCACUCUGCUCCACGGCUGGUGCUAGGGAACUUAUGCAGCACAAUGAUGGGAAGAUUGGGUGUUUGUUUCUCAUUUAAGAAGCUUGAUCAAGAAGUUAUGGUGCUAUAUCUGUUGUGAGUUAAUGUCUUUUCUUUUGUUGGCCUAACUAGAGUGAAUAUUCUCAAAUGUUCCGAUUGUGCCAUAUUGGAAAUGGGAGAUGGCUUUAUCUAUUGGGAAUAGUGGCUGUUAACUCCCUACUGUUUCAGUCAAUACUGGUUACAGUUGGAAAUGCUCCUUGGUCUUCUUCAUUGCAAGAAUAUCAUAAGCACAGGGAUGAUUUUAUAAGCUUUCCAUUGUUACAUUCAGCUACAAAGUUUUCUACUGCUUUGAAUCCUUUAACAAUUAAUGGUUCAGAUUCUAUUAAUUUUUCUGCUUUCGCUGGCAUCAAGAAAAAUGUACAUAUUUCCAUUCCUAGUGAUGGAACCCAUUAUCCAAAGUGGUUAAAUGGAAUGAAAAAUGAUAGACAGAGUUCUACUGAUGCUUUGGAAGUUGGGACAGAUAGGAAUGGCGUCCAUAGUUUCCCUGAGAAGAAAGUUGAUGAUAAAAAUGAGAGCCCAGAGUUCAAUGUUGUUGGCAUUAAGAAUAAUCUCAUGCCAAUUUUAGGCAGGAAAAGUGAAUAUGACCUUUCAGCAAAGCAAAUUUUGAAGACAAAAAGUGAUAUUUAUACAAAUUAUCAAUUGGUAGAAGACAAAAAUAUGGAUUCAAGUGAAGCUGAGGGAGUUUAUAUUCAUUUCCAGUCUCCUAUGCCUGAUAAUGUGACCCACCCAAAUUCCAACUCGUCAGCUGGUUCUUCUCUGAAGCAAAAUGAUUCAGCUGACUCACAGAAUGGCGUUUCAACAAGUAUUCUUGGGAGAAGGAAAAUGAAGUGUGAAAUGCCACCUAAGUCAAGAACUUUAAUACAAGAGAUGAACCAGAUAUUAGUGAAGCAUCGAGCUAAGUCUCGUGUAAUGAAACCGCGAUGGCCCUCCAAACUUGACCGGGAAAUCCAAGCUGCUAAGUUGGAGAUUAUGCACGCUUCUACGGUGGCACAUGACAAAGAACUUUAUGCUCCUCUCUUCCGCAAUGUUUCCAUGUUUAAAAGGAGCUAUGAACUCAUGGAACGCACACUCAAAGUUUAUAUAUACAAGGAUGGAGACAAACCCAUCUUUCAUCAACCUAUACUCGAGGGACUUUAUGCAGCAGAGGGAUGGUUUAUGAAGCUGAUGGAAGAAAACAAGAAUUUUGUAGUGAAGAAUCCUGCAAAGGCCCACCUAUUUUAUUUGCCAUUUAGUUCACGUAUGUUAGAGCACUCUCUUUAUGUGCGCAGCUCUCAUAAUCGUACAAAUCUUCGCCAGUAUUUGAAGGACUAUACAGAGAAAAUUGCAGCAAAAUAUCCAUACUUUAACAGAACCAGUGGAGCUGACCAUUUUCUUGUCGCAUGUCAUGAUUGGGCUCCAUAUGAAACAAGGCACCACAUGGAAUACUGCAUAAAAGCUCUCUGUAUUGCUGAUGUAACACAGGGCUUCAAAAUAGGAAGGGAUGUUUCUCUCCCAGAAACUUAUGUUCGGUCAGCAAAAAACCCUCUUAGAGAUCUGGGUGGAAGGCCACCUGAUCAAAGGCCUAUUCUUGCUUUCUAUGCUGGGAGUUUGCAUGGCUAUUUGCGUCCAAUAUUGCUAAAGCACUGGAAGGACAAAGACCCCAAUAUGAAGAUAUUUGGCCGAAUGCCUCCUGGUGUUGCCAGCAAAAUGAGUUACAUCCGGCACAUGAAGAACAGCAAGUACUGCAUUUGCCCAAAAGGGUAUGAGGUAAGCAGCCCAAGGGUGGUUGAAGCCAUAUUUUACGAGUGUGUGCCAGUGAUCAUAUCUGACAACUUUGUACCACCAUUUUUUGAGGUUUUGAAUUGGGAUGCAUUCUCAGUGAUUCUUGCAGAGAAGGAUAUUCCGAGAUUGAAAGACAUUCUUGAUUCAAUACCAGAAGAGAAGUUUCUUAGUUUGCAACUUGGGGUCAGGAGGGUUCAGAAACAUUUUCUCUGGCGCACAAAGCCUCUUAAAUAUGAUCUCUUCCACAUGACCCUUCACUCUAUUUGGUAUAAUAGAGUGUUUCAAAUAAACGUAAGGUCAUGAUGCACACUGAAAUGUAGAAGGUCUUUUCUUUUCUUGUUUUCUUUUUUGGUUGCCUGAGAAAUGCAGAAGGCAUAAAGAGGGGAAUGUGACUGUAAUAUUUGACUCUAGGCUUUUUAAUGUACCACAUUCUGAAUGAGUGGGGAUUGUGUUCAAUUUUAUUGUUCUUGUAUGUAA
Prosopis cineraria is the source of this 2483-nucleotide messenger RNA. RefSeq names its product probable glycosyltransferase At3g07620. The transcript has 5 exons. The coding region runs from base 333 to 2309 and encodes 658 amino acids. Gene Ontology annotation, molecular function: glycosyltransferase activity. NCBI's taxonomy places the organism in Eukaryota, Viridiplantae, Streptophyta, Magnoliopsida, Fabales, Fabaceae. The record is from RefSeq and is a predicted model, not a curated record.